This is a messenger RNA of Salvia miltiorrhiza (redroot sage), 4479 nucleotides long. RefSeq names its product metacaspase-4-like. NCBI's taxonomy places the organism in Eukaryota, Viridiplantae, Streptophyta, Magnoliopsida, Lamiales, Lamiaceae. The record is from RefSeq and is a predicted model, not a curated record. Gene Ontology annotation, molecular function: cysteine-type endopeptidase activity. The coding region runs from base 3270 to 4313 and encodes 347 amino acids. Gene Ontology annotation, biological process: proteolysis. The transcript has 5 exons.
CACCUAAUCAUAAUUCAUAAACCAUUUUAUGGCCAACAAUUAUUCCACGUUGCCUCAUUUCAUCUAUAAAAUCUGCUCGCACAAAGUCGUUUCUUCACUCUGCUCAAUCCAUUUUCCCCAAGCUUGAGCUUCUUCUCAGUUAUACUCCAUUUCAGAGCAAGUAUUGCAGCUGAACAAUAGCAUAACACCAAGGCCAGCGUUUAUUUCAAAUCAUCAUCCACCGGUAAAAACAAAACUUUCAUUAUCAGAUUCAAAACAAACCAAUAUUUAUACUGAUUGCACUUCCAUAAGUACCAUAGAAAACUCUCACUUAUAAUCAACAGCCAGAUUUAUAUAUUGUAAAUCUAAGGUAUAUUAGAUAGUGUAUUAAUAAUAAGCAAAGAAGAAGAAAUCCUGCCACAGCAAACCAACACAUCACAUACAUAUGUUUACCUUGGGACUAAAGAACUCAAGACAUCAGAGAUAUGAGGGAGACCGCCGAUCUUCGUCGGAGGGGAGAUUUUCUGGGUUCCCUUUUGGGAGACGAAGAAUAGGUAGGUGAGGGAGAUAAGGGCGGGGAGGACGUUGGCGGUGGUGGCCGGCGGCGAUUUUGCCGGGGAAGGGAGGCGGCAGCGUGGCAGAGAGGGAGAGAGGGGAAAGUUGGGCCGGAUCUUUUUCCUUCUAGGCUUGUGUAAUUUAUCUUGUUGGGCUUAACAGAUUUUGGGUCUAAUAUCGGAGGAUUUUUUUUUUUGAGCCACUAAUAUUAGAGGAUUUUAUUUGGGGUUUCAUUAUUAUUUUUAGAAUUGGCUAAGACUAGGGCUGAGAAAUAUACCGAAAAUUCGGUAUACCGGUCAUACCGUACUGAAAAAUACCGAAUUAAGGUAUAUCGAAUUUUUCGGUAAGGUAUGAUACCGUACCGAAGAUUUAUGGUAAGGUAAAAGUAUGAAUUUUCCAGAUAUUGAGGUAUACCGAUGUAUACCGGUACAACGAUAUAUAUCAGAAAAAUAAUAAAUACCUUAUUAAAGGUAUAUAUCGAAACAAGGUAUGAUACCGUAUUACCGGUAUAUAUCGUCUAAAAGUAUAUACCAUUGAUGUGGUAUGAUACAUUGCCUGAUAUACCGCAAUUUAUGGUAUAUACCAGUAAUAUGGUAUCAUACUUUGUCCGGUAUGAUACUGCAAUUGUCGGUAUACCAAAAACAGUUCAAAAACGUAAAAAAUGGUCAAAUUUUUUAUUUUUUCAAUUAGUGGCCAAAUCUUGUAUUUGCAUCUUCAAAAUGGCCAUAUGAAUAUAUUGUUUCUUAUUUUAUUGUGUUUGAGUUUUAUUAUUGAAGUUAUUAUAUUUGUCAAAUGUGUUCAUUAGGUAAGCAAGUUAAAAAAAAUAAGUUGUUGAUAAUACCAUACUGAAACUUAUCAAUUUUAAUAUAUCGAUUAUUUUGGCAUACCGUAAAAGUAUGGUAUGCUGAAAUAUGAUACGGUAUACCGAAACGACGGUGUACCAGAAUACGGUAAGGUAUACCGAAACAAAGAUACGAUAAAAUGUAUAAGAUUUUUUCAUACCGUACUUUAAGGUAUACUUUAUUUUAGAUUUAUUAAUCUGUCGGGUGCUUCACGAGAUCAAUAAAUGGGGAAAAAUAGAGGUCUGAGAUCAUGAAGAGUAACUGUAGAAACGUGAUAGCAUGCGCACAAAAUUAAAGAUGUUUUGGUAUUACUUAGAAGUGGCUUUAUUUUUAAAACCUUCUAAGCUAUGCUUUAUGAGCAUGCAUAAUAGGUUUCAAAAAUGUGUUAUGAAAUGUUUAUAAAAUGCAAUGCCAACUGAGUACGUUAAUUCCUAACCUCAAAUAUUUUUAGGUUGAUCGGUUGGUGCUGACGGGGCAGAGCUGGGCUAGAGUCUCACUCCGUCUUUUGCUUCGCUAAUGACUAGCUUGUUAUCUUCUCUUAUAAUAUUAUACAAUAGUACGGUCUUGAGCUUAGACUUUUAAAUCAUAUUUAUAUUAAUGAAGUUAUCAUUGAUUAUGAUCAGAGUCACGAAAUUAAACUUAUGUGAUCCCAUCGCUCAAUGCUUUUCAUUUUUAUUUCUUCAAAACACGAACACCAGAUCUUAAGGGUAAAUCAUCAUGUUUAUUCAGCUCAUUCAAUUUUUCCAUUAUUUUCCCAUUUCUUUUUCUCUUGGGAAACCGGGCGUUAUAGGAAUAAUGUCCCCAUACAUAUAUCUAUUCACGAGGAAUGAGAACGAUACAGACUGGACACAUCUCAUAAUAAGCGCACACAUUUUUGCAGGGAACCCCAACCUGGGCAUAACAACUUCUAAGAAAUCCCAUUCCAUCCUAUCAUAAGCCUUCCUCAUACCUCAUAUCAAGCUUGAGUGCAGCAUAGCCCUUCUCACCUGCCUACCUUCAUUGCAAUCAAUGAUGGUACUCAAAAUUGAUAAUGACAUUGUUAGUAAUCAGACGCCAUUUGAGAAAAACACUCUGAGCUUGGUUUGAUUACUCUUCCAAGAAUCACCCGUAAGCGUUUCACUAGAACUUUGGACACAAUUUUGCAUAUUGUGUUGCACAAACUGAUCAGCGAAAGUCCGCCACUUUCUCCGGUUGGUCGAUCUUUAGGAUUAACUGAAUUAAAGUUUUGUCUCACUCAUUAUUCAAAGCAUUUAGAACAUGUUGCGUGAUAAAACCACAGACCGCGGCCCAAAAUCUUUGAAAAAAUAUGCCAUUAAAACCGUUCGAACGCUGCCCUCCGAACUUCAUCAGAUUCGAAAACUUUUGUUAAGUAGAUCAACAUCCACUACAAAAAAGCGCCGAUUUACCGACGGAAGCUCCGCCGCCGGCGAUUACCGGCGGCUUUCCGACGGCGGAGCUGCCGACCCGUAGUUUUUGAAUAUAUGGCGUUAAUACCGGCGGCAAAAUCGCCGCCGGUAAAUAUUAAAGCCGCCGGGAAAUUUUUUAUUUUUAUUUUUUUUAAUAUUUAACAAAUAGCGGCGGCAAGAUUGCCGCCGGUAAAAAGAGUGCGGGUCGGGCUUUAGCAGCGGCAAUGGGCCGCCGCUAAUUUUAAAGCCCAAAAUCGGGAGCCCUAACCCUCUCUCCUCUAGAACAGAACACCCCCCCCUCCAGCCCCCUGCCCCCCCCUCCCCUGCCGCUGCCCUGCUGCUGCUGCCGCUUGUCGCCGUCGCCGGUCGCCGCCGUCGCCUCCGUCAAGGCCAAUCCUGCCGCCUCACCGCUCCUGCCACCGCACGGUUCCGCUGUCGACUCCCACGUGCGAUUGUAAACAAAUAAAGGGAUCCAAGCAGUAAAACAAUGACGAAAAGGGCGGUGCUGAUAGGCUGCAAUUACCCGGGCACCAAGGCGAAGCUGAAUGGCUGUAUUAACGAUGUGCGGCGGAUGCACCGCUGCCUGCUCGACCGCUAUGGUUUUCCGGCGGAACAUAUCGUGGUGCUCAUAGAUACGGAAGGUAGCGCCAACGCGCAGCCCACCGGCAAGAACAUACGCGCCGCCCUUUCCAACAUGGUGGCCUCCGCCAAGGCCGGCGACAUCCUGUUCGUGCACUACAGCGGCCACGGUGUCCGCCUUCCCGCCGACGAUGACGACACCGGCUAUGAUGAGUGCAUUGUCCCCACUGACAUGAAUCUCAUCACUGAUGACGAUUUCCGAGAGCUGGUUAACAAAGUAGCGAAGGGCUGCCGGAUCACCAUCGUCUCCGACUCCUGCCACAGCGGCGGCCUAAUCGACAAGGCCAAGGAGCAGAUCGGCGAGAGCACGAGGCCGAACUGGAAAGCACAAGUCACCAACGUCGAAAAACCGCCGCCGGGAUCACUGAAGAACUUGUUGGACGCCGCCGCCCCAAAGGUUAAGAAGUUGAUGAAAAAGGUGAAGAGGAAGUUUCUAGGCCAAGAAGUUGAGCACCUCGUCACACCCAAAUCUCUACCGCUCUCGACUCUCAUCGAGAUACUGAAGCAGAAAACGGGGAAGCUCAACAUCGGCGUGGGCGAGCUGAGGCCGACCUUGUUCGCCAUGUUCCGCGACGACUCCACCCCAAAGGUUAAGAAGAUCAUGACGGCGGUGAUGUGGAAGUUUCUAGGCCGCGGCACAGAUGGUGGGAUCCUCAUCAGCGGAAGCCAAUCGGGCGAGGAGGCGGCGGAGGUGACCCCCGAUGGCGACGGGAGCCGUGCCUACGGCGCCCUAAGCAACGCGAUUCAGGAGAUCAUCGCCGAGAUGGGCGGUGAGAUGAGUAACCGGGAGCUGGUUGUUAGGGCGAGGGAGCUGUUGAUGCGGCAGGGCUUCACGCAGCACCCGGGCCUCUACUGCACUGAUCUACAUCUUCACGAUCGUUUUAUUUGCUGAUUUUUGUGUCGCCUGUUUUUCUGAGUGAAUUGAAUUGAUGUGCCAUUAAUUAAGGCUAUUCGUUUGAAAUUUAAACAGAGUUUCAAAACUAUUAUUGUGUUUUGGGGAGAAAACUGGUUAUUAAUUUGACAUUUAAACAAAAAUUUAAAAUUAUCAGGUUGACAGC